GAUGAUAAUAUACUGAAGCCGAGAUGACGAAUAGGGCCAUGAAGGGGGUUAGUGAGAUAAUAUAGAGUGCAUUGUGGAAUGCUAAAGUAUUGUGAUAAGUGACAUACGUUGCCAAACCCCGAAAAGGUCGGGGUUUGGCAAUGUUCAGAAACAUGUUUACCUAAAGUAAACUUCUUAAGGACGGGUUUCCUUUCUUUUCACUGGUUGCUGUCUUCUUCUUACUCCACUAACAAGCGACGUUCGCAAAACUGUGCCGCCUUUGGACCGACACCCCACGAUUUAUAACGAUAAUUACAACAACAACAACAACAACCGCAGCAGCAUCAUCAUCAUCAUCAUCAUCAUCACGAACAAAUAUGGCUAGCAGCACGCUAAAGAUUGCCGUCAUCCCAGGUGAUGGCAUCGGGACUGAAGUGAUGCCUUAUGGUGUCCGAUGUCUCGAAGCGGCGGCUGAGGUAUUUGGUAUUUCUUUGAGCUUUCAGAGCUUCGACUUUGCUAGUUGUGACUUUUACAAGAAGCACGGAGACAUGCUACCGCCGGACUGGAAGGAGACCCUUAGCGGAUUUGAUGCCAUCUACUUCGGCGCUGUUGGGAUGCCGAACCAGGUUCCGGAUGAGGUAUCGUUGUGGGGGAGCUUGUUGAAGUUCAGACGGGAAUUCGAUCAGUAUAUUAACCUUCGCCCGUGCCGGCUGCUGGCCGGUGUGGAAUGUCCUUUGGCCGGCCGAAAGCCUGGAGACAUCGACUUCUGGAUCGUACGGGAAAAUACGGAAGGCGAGUACAGCAGCAUCGGAGGUAAGAUUUUCGAGGGUACGGACAGAGAAACUGUCAUCCAGGAGACCGUGAUGACUCGCACCGGUAUCGACAGGGUUCUUCGGUACGCGUUCGACCUCGCGCAGAGCCGGCCGCGGAAGCGUCUUACAAGCGCUACCAAGAGCAACGGCAUCAGCAUCACUAUGCCGUACUGGGAUUCUCGUGUUCGCGAGAUGGCGAGCAAAUACCCCGAGGUAAACGUGGAUAAGUACCACAUUGACAUCUUAACUGCGCACUUCGUCCAGCGACCUCAGAUCUUCGACGUGGUCGUGGGUAGCAACUUGUUCGGCGACAUCCUGUCAGAUCUUGGCCCCGCGUGCACGGGUACGAUCGGGAUUGCGCCGUCGGCUAAUAUCAACCCAGACCGGAAAUUCCCGAGCCUGUUCGAGCCUGUGCACGGCAGUGCGCCUGAUAUUGCUGGUAAGUGCAUCGCUAACCCUGUUGGCAUGAUCUGGGCGGGACAGAUGCUACUCCAGCAUUUUGGUUACCAAGACGCUGCUGCGGCGAUCCUACAGGCUAUUGAGACGGUGCUCGCGGAGAGAGACCAGAGCGUUAUUACUGCUGAUAUGGGCGGUAAGGGCACGACUAAAUCUCUGGGAGAAGCUAUUGAGGCUGCCAUCUUAGCGGCUAAGAAGUAAAGCACUCGUGCCUUGGGAACGUUGCUUGCUGUAUAGCUCCAUGCGUUCGAUACAAACUACCUAACGCC
Messenger RNA from Daldinia caldariorum, 1516 nucleotides. RefSeq names its product tartrate dehydrogenase. Gene Ontology annotation, molecular function: NAD binding; magnesium ion binding; oxidoreductase activity, acting on the CH-OH group of donors, NAD or NADP as acceptor. The coding region runs from base 357 to 1448 and encodes 363 amino acids. Lineage: Eukaryota; Fungi; Ascomycota; Sordariomycetes; Xylariales; Hypoxylaceae. The record is from RefSeq and is a predicted model, not a curated record. The transcript has 2 exons.